GCGCACACACACCUGUACUCUCACGUAGCUGUUGGCCAAAGGCCGCCAGAGGAGUAAACAGGAAGAGGAGCCGCGGCUCCACAUGUGGCGGAGGACAGCGGGACGCUGAGCUUCACUCCAGCCGCUCAGGAGGCGCCGCGAGCCGGGGAAGCAGCAUGCGGACGGGCGGUGCGUUCAGGGCCCUGCUGGUCCUGCUGGUCAUCUCGGUGUCUGCUGCUGGGGUUCCCCCUCCAGAAAACGUUCUCGUGAGCUGCCGUAACGCCGCAGUCACCGUCAGCUGGGACUACAGCAAACAGCAGCCGGAAACCCGCUUUGGGGUAUCCAUCCACGGAAGGGAUGGGAUAUUCGAUCAGACUGAAACCACCGACCGUCGCAUCGACCUGAGCUACUUUGUGUGGGGAUCACAGCAACACUGCCUGGAUUUCCUUUAUGUCCAAGUAAAAGCCUUACAAGGAAGCACCUGGUCUGAAAAUAAGACGUCAAAUAGUUUCUCAUUUAACAAUUUCAUGACGGUUCAUACAAAAUGCUCUUUAGAGUUCCCUCCUGUAGAUGUAGACGUCGAUGUGGAUGCCGGGAAGGCCACAGUGACCUUCGACAACCCCGUCCAUCACUACAAAGAAGUGAAGCAGGUCAAUCGGGCGCUCCCUCAGUUCAGCUUCACCAUCUCGCCUGUAGAAAACGGGACGAAACGUGGUGGAGACGUUGGUGCUCUUUGCAUGGCCUCAGAUCCGAUCUGCAGGGCCGACGUGCCAUUACCUGAGGACGUGAAGCCGUGCUUCGUGCUGAAGGGCGCUCUGUUUGACGGUCUGGGCAUCAAUUCGGUGACGGUCAGACCUACGGAGGAGAUCUGUGCCACGGAAUCAGUCGAAAGCCAGGAGGUGAUACUGGCUGUGAUUCUGACGACUGUCGCGUUGUUCUUCAUAAUUAUGGGAGUCCUCCUCAUCUGUAAGGUGAAGGCCUGGACCUUGAAAGACAAACCGGGAGAGAAACCCUGUUCUCUGGAGGUGAAACACCAGGAUCAGUUGUUGAAGUAUCACCCCGUGAGAGACGAAGACUGCAGCACAGUGCGUAUUUUUCAGGACUCCACACGUUCGUCCAUCACCUCGAAGGACAGCGGCCACUCCCGGAAGGACAGCGGUCUCCCCGAGACCUACGAGGACCGAGGCGCCGAUUUGGACGCCAGUCACGCCGAGAGACCGUUUUACUUGGACAGAGCUCUUUCAGAGAGCAGCAGCCAGAACGACAGCGGCUCUGCAGGCUCCUCCGAGGAGACGGACUCUGUCCUCCUCGUGUCUGACAAAGAGUCUGAAGAAGAGGACACCCCAGUGGUGUCGAAUUACGACCGCCCGCACGUUCACAAGAUGGACAUGGGAGACGGAGACAUAGUCGAGGGCUACGGCGGAAACUAAUCCAGCCCCCCCAGGACUUCUUUAUUUCACCUUAUGUGUCGUGGUUUUGACUCAGGGAGGCUUAGGGGUGCAGGUUUGGACCGCGGGUCUCACUGGGAUGACGGCGAUUCAAAAGGAAUCAGACAGCAGUUGGACUGAAGGUGACCAGCUUCGGAGACAAAUCUUUUUUUAUUUUAAACAUCUGUAUAUUCUUCAUCAUCUGGUGGCACACAGUGGAUCCUGAGUUCUGUUCCAGAUUUGUCUUUUUAAGGUUGGCAUUUUUAACCCUUAGUGUGAGAUUCUUUGAUGGCAGAUGUUCCAUCUGGGUGUUGCUGCACAGAUUAGGCCAGAUAUGUUUCAGGAGAUGUGCGGUCUGACUAUUUCCAUCGUGAGGAAACUCACCCGGGCUCCCAGCCAGUCUUCAUCUUGUGUGCCUGCUCAGCUGAUUGUACUUUAAUCUGUUUCGGGACAUUUUAUCAGAAUACUGGUGCGGAUUUGUGCUUAAUGUUUACUUCAAACAAGCAAAGUGGGAUUUAAAUGUUUAACGCUAUAGCCUCAAGAAGAACCAGCAAAAAGCACAGAGGAGGGAAAACACUUGCAUCAAGUGACUUCUAAUGAAGUUCUACAGUCAGGAUUAUGUCAACCAAUGCAAGAUCUUUACAAAAUGUAACCUUUACUGUAAUAUUUUUUAAUCAUUUUAAUUAAAUUAACAUCCAAGACAA
Salarias fasciatus (jewelled blenny) is the source of this 2110-nucleotide messenger RNA. RefSeq names its product interferon gamma receptor 1 (gene ifngr1). The transcript has 7 exons. Gene Ontology annotation, biological process: cytokine-mediated signaling pathway. Lineage: Eukaryota; Metazoa; Chordata; Actinopteri; Blenniiformes; Blenniidae. The record is from RefSeq and is a predicted model, not a curated record. Gene Ontology annotation, cellular component: plasma membrane. Gene Ontology annotation, molecular function: cytokine receptor activity. The coding region runs from base 156 to 1409 and encodes 417 amino acids.